This is a messenger RNA of Geodia barretti, 722 nucleotides long. The record is from the annotation of a GenBank genome assembly. NCBI's taxonomy places the organism in Eukaryota, Metazoa, Porifera, Demospongiae, Tetractinellida, Geodiidae.
CAGCUGUUCUUAUUCUCUGCAGUCGAAGUUGAAUUGACGUUCCGACUGGAUCCUGACAUCAUCAACCUGUCAUACACCAUCACCUGCACCGUUACCGGGGGAACGGUGCUUACAAGCUCCUUUACAGGACCAAGGGGAGAGGUUUACAAUCCGCCAGUUGCCGUGGGAACCCUCCAGAGAUCAGGCAACGAUAACUACGUGGCAUCUGUUACCAAGACGACUGGUAACCAUGGCGAUACCUUCACUUGCACGGCUUCCAAUGGGGUGUCGACGUCAUCGAGAAACCACACCCUCUCCUCGGCUCUCCCUCCCACCAACAUUACCUGGACCCAGAUAGCUUCCUCCGUUAUCAAGGUGAGCUGGGCUCAGCCGGAGGGGGGAGCCCCUGUUCGUAGCUACACAAUCACGGUCAUCUACGGCAACGGGGUGGUGGCUGCGUACAUGACUCUCAAGCCUCGCAGUCGCCAGACGAUGAUCCAGAGAUUGGUCGACGACGAGAGGAAAUACAGAGUCGUCCGUCAUGGCAAUGUCUGAUCAUCUUCCCGGAGUGACCUCCUUCACUGCCUUCCUCACCCGACUGUCUCCUCCACCUCUGACAAUCACCAACAUCACCAGCACAUCCGCGACCAUCAUCCUCUCCCCCUCUCCCCUCCUCUCCGCCAUCACUCCCGACGAUUAUGUCAUCACGAUAGCGAGGGUGGAGGGGAUGCCAGACGGUUGCC